AUGUAUAUAUAUCUAUUUAAAUCUGAUCCAUUUAUAUCUAUCUAUCUAUCUAUCUAUCUAUCUAUCUAUCUCAGUCUGUUCAUAUCUAUUCUGUUCAUAUCUAUGUGUCUAUUUAAAUUUGUCCAUUUCUUUCUAUCUAUCUAUUCUAUCUAUCUAUCUCAGUCUGUACAUAUCUAUCUAAAUCUUCCAGUCUAUCUAUCUAUCUAUCUGUCUAUCUCAAUUGUUUUCUAUCUAUCUAUCUAUCUAUCUAUCUAUCUAUGUAUCUUGAAUAUCACAUUUAUCAAUUCAUUUUUAUCUAUCUAUCUAUCUAUCAUCAAUCUGUUCAUUAUUCUAUCUAUCUAUCUAUCUAUCUAUCUAUUUAUCAUUAUCUAUCUAUCUAUUUAUUUUAUAUUCAUUAUCUAUCUAUCUAUCUUCUCAUUAUCUAUCUAUCUAUCUAUCUCAAUUUGUAAUUAUCUAUCUAAUGGAAAUCUAUCUAUCUUCUUUCUGUCUAUCUAUCUAUCACAGUCUGUUCAUUAUCUAUCUAUCUAUCUAUCUAUCUAUCUAUCUAUCUGUCUCAGUUUGUUCAUUAUCUAUCUAUCUUUCUGUCUAUCUAUUUAUCUAUUUACCUAUCUAUCUAUCUAUCUCAUCUCUUCAUUAUCUAUCUAUCUAUCUAUCUAUCUAUCUAUCUAUCACAGUCUGUUCAUAUAUAUAUAUAUAUAUAUAUCUAUCUAUCUAUCUAUCUAUCUAUCUAUCUAUCUAUCUAUCACAGUCUGUUCAUAUCUAUCUAUCUAUCUAUCUAUCUAUCUAUCUAUCACAGUCUGUUCAUAUCUAUCUAUCUAUCUAUCUAUCACAGUCUUUUCAUUAUCUAUCUAUCUAUCUAUCACAGUCUGUUCAAUAUCUAUCUAUCUAUCUAUCUAUCUAUCUAUCACAGUCUGUUCAUAUCUAUCUAUCUAUCUAUCUAUCUAUCUAUCUAUCACAGUCUGUUCAUAUCUAUCUAUCUAUCUAUCUAUCUAUCUAUCUAUCACAGUCUUUUCAUUAUCUAUCUAUCUAUCUAUCUAUCUAUCUAUCUAUCUAUCUAUCUAUCAUCACAGUCUGUUCAAUAAUAUCUAUCUAUCUAUCUAUUAUCUAUCUAUCUAUCUAUCUAUCACAUCUAUCUAUCAUCUAUCUAUUUCAUAUCUAUCUAUCUAUCUAUCUAUCUAUCUAUCUAUCUAUCUAUCACAGUCUUUUUCAUUAUCUAUCUAUCUAUCUAUCUAUCACAGUCUGUUCAUUAUCUAUCUAUCUAUCUAUCUAUCUAUCUAUCACAGUCUGUUCAUAUCUAUCUAUCUAUCUAUCUAUCUAUCUAUCUAUCUAUCUAUCAUUUUGUUUCAUAUUUCAUUUGUACGUUUUUCCUUGUUUUUCCUUAUUAACUUUAUCUCCUGA
This is a messenger RNA of Acanthosepion pharaonis, 1398 nucleotides long. The record is from the annotation of a GenBank genome assembly. NCBI's taxonomy places the organism in Eukaryota, Metazoa, Mollusca, Cephalopoda, Sepiida, Sepiidae.